AUGCAAUGCGUGACAGCAUCCUGAUCGCCUUUUUUACUCGUUUGCCUAUCCUAUCUGCUGCCUGAGAUGAUCCUUGAGAAGCUCGACUCGCCGAUGCUGUAGCGAUUGACUGGUCGGCUCGCUUUCCUGCGGCACACGUACCGAGUGGCUUUGGGAGAUAGUUCACGUUUCGUGAAGGUCAUGAUCUGUCUGCCCACACUUCACUACACCGUUAGACUCACCAUUGGCAGAGCCCGGGAAAGUCUUAGCAAAAGCUGCCUCUCACCGCGCGCGGUUCUCGCACCUUCCACGGCAACGGUGCUUGCUUCACCUGGCGGCCCGUUCCUGCCUCUGCUCUCACCGCGCGGACUUACUCAGCCGCCGAACGACGCGAUUUAUACGACGGCGGUCGCCUUCUCUUUGCCCUCGACAACUAUUGCUCGUUCGCUACGACGUCCACAACCUGUACCCACGACCUCGAGAAUAACUUUCCCAAGUUUUCCACAACUCCGACUCGAUUCAACUAUAAUGUCUGGCUGGGGAACUGAUGGUAUGAAUCUCCCCUUGACAGAUACACUCCCGCUGACUUUGCUGCAGGUGCGGACAACUGGGGCUCUAGCGGUGGCGACACUGCGAUUGCCAAUGCUGGCGCCGAUUCCUGGGGCGCUGGUGACGGUGGCUCCGGCGAUGCCGGUGGUGGCGAUGCGGGCGAUAGGGCCUGCCGAAUCUGCAAUGAAGUCGGCCACUUCGCCCGCGAGUGUCCUCAAAAGCCUGAGGGCGGCGGUCUGACGGGAGAGUGCUACAAUUGCGGCGAAGUUGGGUGAGUGAGCACGAUUCUAUUGGCAUUGAGCCAUGGUUUAUAACUCAUGUGUAGUCACAACAAGGCCGACUGCUCCAAUCCUAAGGUCGAGCGUCCGUUCACCGGCACCUGCAACCUG
Paraphaeosphaeria sporulosa is the source of this 917-nucleotide messenger RNA. RefSeq lists its product as uncharacterized. The transcript is spliced from 2 exons. The record is from RefSeq and is a predicted model, not a curated record. NCBI's taxonomy places the organism in Eukaryota, Fungi, Ascomycota, Dothideomycetes, Pleosporales, Didymosphaeriaceae. The coding region runs from base 181 to 768 and encodes 195 amino acids.